AUGGACCUACAAUUCUGCGAAGGCUGGAGAUUUGCCGCUGUCAAUUGUGAAAAAUAAUAAAGUUACGACAACAGCGCAAUAAAUUGGCCGUGCGGAGUUGGAGAUACACACAAAUAUUUUCGGUUUUUCAAAUUAUGAAACGACGUUGAAACCUCCUGCACAACACGACAAUGACCGUAUCAUUCUGUGGAAAACGUCUGCUGCUGACCCGGCUAAAUGUGUUGGCCAACCAGAGGCGCCACGGUUAUAUUGUGCUAGUUCCCGAAAUUGGAGAGGAUACGUCAGAGCGCAAUCCGCUGAAUCGAACUGAAAAUGGAUUGCCCGAAUUCAACAGUGUCACGAUUGAACGAUGCGUUGGCACCAUCAGUCAGCAGGUGAGGACCGUGGAGAAAGAAGUCAAAGCCUUGGAGGAGAAAAUAACCGGUGAGAAGGCGGCUGGAGGUACGCUUGAUGUGAUAAGAGACAUUUUGGUGCCACUGGAGAAGGUGGGCGCUCCGCUGGAGACAACAUGGGGCGUGUCUAAAACUUUGUAUCUUGGUAACAGCUCAAAGAUGCCCACGAAAAGUUACAUGACAAUCCAUGAGCGUGCGAGAAGUGCGAGAAGUUACAAGUUUAACAGUCUGCCAAUCUAUAAUGCACUGAAGGAUGUGGAUACCGGCGUGGCAGGAAAGUUCUCGCAGGAAGAGAAGCGAUUAAUCAACAAGUAUCGACUGGAAUCCAGAUUAGGCGGCAUCGAAGUCGAUGGGUCAUCCAAGGAGGAACUUAAAGACGUAAUCCGUAAGCUUUCCCAAGAGAGAGCAAGAUUCCACGGGAAAGUGGAGGUAGCCAUUAAAAAGUUUUCCCACACCGUCAAUGAGCCGGAAUUGAUGCGCGAGUUUCCGCCAUCGAUGCUCCAAGCAUUGGCCCUGGAUCAGUCGCAGGCUGUUAAAGGGCCGUGGAAAAUCACCCUGCAACCAUUUGUGGUGCAAAAUUUUCUCGAGUAUUGUCCAGAUCGUAUACAGCGAUGGAAUGUCUGGCAAGCGGACACCCGGAAGUGUUCGAAUCAUACGGACAAGUCGUUGGAAAACAGUACCCACGUGGAAACGAUUCGUGGCCUGAGAAGACGUCAAGCGAAGCUGCUUGGUUACGAAAAUUACGCCCACAUGUCAAUGGAAACGAAGAUGGUCGGUUCGAUCGAUGCGUUGAAAAGUACCCUGAAUGAAUUGCAUCAAUAUGCUCGACCCGCGAUGGAUAACGAAAUCGUCUCGUUGAAGGGUUUUGCCAACGAGAGAGGUUACAAGGGAGAGCUCGAUAUUUACGAUGUCCCGUACUGGAGAAGGCGGCAGCUGGCUGAAGUUCAUCAGUAUGACAGGGAAGCUUUGAGGGAAUACUUCCCGAUGCCUAAAGUGUUGUAUGGCUUGUUCAAAUUGGCCGAAACUUUGUUCGAUAUCCGUAUCGUGGAACGAUCUGGAGUUGAUACGUGGCAUGAAGAUGUGAAGUUCUACGAUAUUUUCGAUGCUAAAAAGGGCAGUGAGCCAAUAGCCGGACUUUAUGCAGAUUUAUAUUCCCGCGAGGAGGAGAAAAUUUCGGUUGCGGGUAAUGCUGGCUGGAUGAUCGGAGUUGUUAACAAGAGUGAGAUUGUCAAUGAUAAACCAUUAACUGCAUUGAUUUGCAACUUUCCCGCCCCACUCUAUGGGAAACCAUCUCUUCUAACUCUGGAUGAUGUCCAGAUAUUGUUCCACAAAUUUGGCCAUGCUCUCCAGCAUUUGCUGACGGAGACAAAAUAUAGCGAAAUUGCAGGUUUGUCGUUCGUGGAAUGGGACGCUGUUGAAGUCUCGGGUCAUGUUCUGACCCACUUUUUGCAAGACCCAGAUGUGAUUCGUUCCAUCACCGCACAUUACAGCACGGAUGAGCCGCUAACGGAUGAGCUGGUGAAGGCCAUUCAGACACGCCAUACACACCUCGGUGGAUACGGUCUUUGUCGCGAGCUUUAUCUGUCGAAUCUGGACUUGGAAUUGUAUCAAACGUCUGACUUCUGGCUGGAUAUUGUCAGGAGGCUGUAUCCCCAGUUUCAUCACUUCCCGUUAGACAAGAAAGAUGCCCACCCGUGCUCAAUGGGUACGAUAUUCUCCGGUGACUGGGGAGCAGCCUACUUCAGCCGGUUGUGGUCUCGCUUGGUUGCGGCCGAUAUUCACAACGCAUUUGUGGAGGCUAAGAGCAAGGGUCAAGAGCAAGAGGUCGGCCGGAGGUUCCGCGAAACGUUUCUUGCGCUCGGUGGUGGAUGUCACCCAUCGGAGGUGUUCCGACAGUUCCGAGGACGGGAUCCGUGUCCAAAGGCAUUGCUGCAGAUGUACGGAAUGUGUAAGCCAGUCUAUGGUGUGGGAUCAUCUGACGCUUCUAAGAAAAGUAAAAAUGACUAGAUAAAUACAAAAAAAAAAAGUGGUGUUGCAUCAAACGAGUUUAAUAAACAAUUUGUUGCGUUUCAUUAUGUUCGCAAUUGCGGCUGAUGAUUUCGAUGUGUAAUUGAUCUAUUUCCCAGCAUUCGGGAACCAUUACGACACAUUUCGAGCCGUGAGCCGGCUUUACUAAUACGACACAUUCUGGACUAAACACUCAGUUUGAGUUAUCGUGUCAGGCUCGACUGAAUGAACAGUUAAAGAGCAGUUGAAUUCGCAACAUCCGGGUAACUGAAUUAGGAAAAGAUGCCUUAUUAUCUCACACAAUGUGUAACAAUUCUUUAAGUUGAGAGAGGCCCCUGUUA
Toxorhynchites rutilus septentrionalis is the source of this 2740-nucleotide messenger RNA. RefSeq lists its product as uncharacterized. The record is from RefSeq and is a predicted model, not a curated record. The coding region runs from base 171 to 2399 and encodes 742 amino acids. The transcript is spliced from 3 exons. NCBI's taxonomy places the organism in Eukaryota, Metazoa, Arthropoda, Insecta, Diptera, Culicidae. Gene Ontology annotation, molecular function: metalloendopeptidase activity. Gene Ontology annotation, biological process: peptide metabolic process; proteolysis.